Triticum aestivum (bread wheat) is the source of this 4581-nucleotide messenger RNA. Its product is annotated as putative disease resistance protein RGA3. Gene Ontology annotation, molecular function: ADP binding. The record is from RefSeq and is a predicted model, not a curated record. NCBI's taxonomy places the organism in Eukaryota, Viridiplantae, Streptophyta, Magnoliopsida, Poales, Poaceae. The transcript is spliced from 3 exons. The coding region runs from base 119 to 3739 and encodes 1206 amino acids.
AAAAUAAAAUCCCCUAGUUGACCUCCACAUGAGAGUUCUGGUCAGAUCUCACUCGCGACGCCGUGCCGGAGCAGUCGAGCAGAGUACCAAAUGAUUUGAGCCACCCGCCGGCGGCUACAUGGCUUCGCUGCUCACAGCGUUGCUGGGCCGUGUGGUGGCUAAGGCCGGCGACGCGCUGGUGUCCGAGCUGCUGCGGGCGUGGGGGCUGGACAAGUCCCGCCGGAAGCUGGAGCGCUACCUCGCCGCCGUCCAGUGCAUCCUGCUGGACGCCGAUGCCAAGAGCCGCACUAACCCCGCCGUCCUCCGCUGGAUGACGGACCUCAAGACUGCCGCCUAUCAGGCCGACGACGUCCUCGACGACUUCCGCUACGAGGCGCUGCGCCUCCGUGCCGACGCCCAGAUUCGCCCCCGCUCCAAGGCACGCAAGGUGUUGAGCUACUUCACUGCCAAUAGCCCAGUUGUUUUCCGGCUCUCCAUGAGCAGGAAAAUGAAGGACGCCCUUGAAAUGAUAGAUGAAUUGGUUGUGGAGAUGAACAAUUUUCACUUCAUACAACAUGCAGAGACACUAAGCGUCGAUAAUCCGCAAACACACUCUCAAGUCGAUGAAUCAGAGAUUGUGGGCAGACAAAAUGAGAAGGAACAAGUGGUGAAGAUGUUGCUCGAUCACUCUGACAGCGACACUAAGAAUAAUGUCAUGGUGCUUCCCAUAGUUGGUAUGGGCGGAAUUGGUAAGACCACCCUGGCCCAACUUGUGCACAAUGAUCGGAGGAUGAAGCAUCAUUUUGAGUUGGUCAUAUGGGCUUGUGUCUCUGACAAGUUCGUUAUCGAAGAAAUUAUCCGAUCUGUAAUAGAAGUGACCACGAUGAACAAGUGUGAUUUAACUCAAAUGGAAGCAUUGCAAAAGAAACUUGGUGAAGUGCUGGGUAAGAAAAGGUACCUCCUAAUGCUAGAUGAUGUUUGGAGUGAAGAUAGACAGAAGUGGGAUGACAUGAGAUCAUUACUAUGCUCACAUGCUGGCUCAGGUAGUGCUAUAAUUGUGACAAGCCGCAGCAAUCAAGUUGCUUCUAUCAUGGGAACACUUCCUCCACAUCAGAUAUCACUUCUAAGUGAAGAUCAAUCAUGGGAGCUUUUUCAGAGGAACACAUUUGGAAGGGCAGUGGAAAAGCAGGAGGAAUUGAUUUCAAUGGCUAAGAGUAUUGUCCAGAAGUGUAAGGGGUUGCCUCUUGCUAUCAAGACCGUAGCAGCUUUGCUUCGCUCGAAGCAUCACAGGCAAUGGUUUUCUUUUCUGGAUAGUGAUGUUUGGAAGGAUGACAUCCUUAGAACUACUGGAAUUGUACCUGCACUACAACUGAGCUAUGAUCACUUGUCAUCAGACGCACAAAUAUGCUUUUCCUUCUGUGCUAUUUUCCCCAUGGAUAGCCCGAUGAACAAGGACAUGUUAAUCCAGCUAUGGAUGGCAAAUGACUUUAUUGCAUCAGAAACAAGAGGCCAACAAAUUUUUGAUUUGCUAGUUUGGAGAUGUUUCCUACAAGAGGUCGAGAUUCAAAAGAAUCCGCUCUCCGGAUUUCGAAAUGGGUUCGAUCAGUACAUACGUAAUGAUGAUUUCAUGCACCGACCAACUACUUGCAAGAUGCACGAUCUCAUGCAUGAUCUUGCUGACUCCGUAAGUGGAAAUGAUUGCUCCAUCCUGCAAGAAUCUUCACCACAUCAAGAAAUUCUACAAGGAUCCACAAAUGCUAGUUCAUUACAGCAUGAUGUUCGACAUUUGUCACUUGAUAAUGUCAGUUAUCAUACUAUUGCCACCAUGGAGGAAGUUCUAGCUCCCCGGCCCCGCACGAUAUUAGUCCGAAAGUCGACCAAGACUCCGCUGGAUGAGAGAGAGUCCCUGAGUAUAGGCAAAUCAAAAUUCAUGUCCUUGCGAGCAUUGAAGACCAUCUCAAUCAAGAUAAAUAUGACGAACUUGAAGCAUCUUCGCUAUCUGGACUGCUCUUAUUCUCGUAUGUCUGCACUGCCUGAAGCCACUACCAUAUUGUAUAGCUUGCAAACAUUGAAGCUUUUUUGUUGUGCAAACCUUAGGAGAUUACCAGAAGGCAUGCGAUACAUGAGCAGUCUUCGCCACAUCUUCCUCGUUGGGUGUUAUCGUUUGGAGCGCAUGCCACAAGGUACUGGUCAGCUGAGUUCUCUGCAGACAUUGACGAAUUAUGUCAUUGAUAGUGAUCCAGGUCGUGGAAUUGAUCAACUGAAAGAUUUGGAUCUAGGUGGUGCUCUUUCUUUGACUGAGCUGAGAAAAGUGCAUAGUGUAGAAAAUGCUAAACAAGGCAAUAUGUCCGCGAAGCACAAUUUGAAAAGAUUAUCACUCAGUUGGGCGAAUAGACCUCCUUAUGGAUAUGAAGUAGACACUAAUGCAGAAGGAAUAUUAGAGGCCCUUUGUCCUAACAAAAGGCUUGAAGUUUUACUGUUAUCUAAUUAUACUGGUGCUAAACUGUCAUCAUGGAUGCACAACUCUACAGUGUUAGAACAUCUCAGUGAACUUUGUCUGAGUAGCUGCAAGAACUGCAAGGAUCUUCCACCAUUAUGGCAGCUACCCUCUCUUAGGUACUUGAGUUUGAAUGGUUUGCAUAGCUUGACAAGUAUAUGUGCUGGUAAUGAUCAUACAAACAUUGGGGAAUCCUGUAUUUCUCUACCACCCUUCUUUCCUAAAUUGGAAAUCAUGAUAGUUUCUGACAUGAUUAAGCUAGAGAGAUGGCACCAGGAGGUGCCAGGACAAGUACCAGCUAUAUCAUUCCCUCAGCUCAAGAAGCUAGAUGUUUCUGCAUGUCCAAUGCUCGCAAGCAUGCCCAAGACGCUCCCUUUGAUUGAAGAUCUGCUGGUGACUGGGGCAAAUGACAUCCCUCUUUACCAUCUGAUGAAUAUGUCUGUGCAAUCUAAUCUUGAGUGCAAAGGCUACAUUGAAGUUGGUUGGCGGCUUAUUCACCUUCAUUUCUCGAGGCUUGGUGACUCUAACGUGAGACUGGGACUCCGAGGUUUGAGGGAAAAUGUAGAGCACUUUGAAGAGGAGUUGAGCAGAAUACCUUGCAGGUUUAUUAAGGUGCUUGAUAUAACAAAUUACGACUGUCUUUUCUCGUUCGAACUGUCCCAAGUACAACAGAAUAUAUGGGACCAUUUUGGUUUUGUUGAAAAACUGUCAAUUGAAAACUGCAAUAAUAUAGUACAAUGGCCAGCGGUAGAAUUCAGGAACAUGAAUUGCCUUCGAGUUCUAAACUUGAUUGAUUGUUCCAACUUAACUGGAUCACUUCCAUUAGCAAUAUCUGAUGAAGAAAAUGACCACCUUCCUCGACUCCAGAAUCUUAGUAUAUCAUGUUGCAAUAAUUUGGUGGAGGUACCAAAGUUGCCUGCAUCUCUUGAAAGUUUGUCGAUCCGUUGUUGUCCCAAGCUGGUUUCCAUGCCAAGAAAUCUUGGGAGCGUAAAAAAAUUGAGAGAACUCUCUCUGAUUAGGUGCGAUGCCCUGACGGCAUUUCCAGAUGGAACGUAUGGAGUCACUGCACUCAGGACGCUGGUGAUGGAGUGGUGCCCAAGGGUAGAGACACUACCAGAGGGACUCUUGCAGCAGCUCCCAACCCUCGGGAGGCUACGGAUCACAGGCUGCCCUAACUUGGAGGAGGCCUUCUCAAGCAGAGGCACUCACUGGAAUUUUGUUGAAGCAAUUCCAAAUAGAUCAGUUGGCAAAUCCAUGCGCUGACUGCUUGGGUUACCUUCAAUUGGGAUGCCUGUGCCUCGUGGGUUACCCGUUCGAAUGAGGUAUCUGUUAUCACGCCCAAAUGAAUCGCAUUGGGUACUUGCAUUGCAACAGUAAGGGAGAGGCCUUCCUUGUACAAAUCCAGUGAAGUUUAUACUUGCUAGUAGGCGAGUUCAUGACAUGUUGAUCUGCAAACGCAACUGUUAGGUACACACUACUUUUGAUUCAUGAAUACGAGAUUGGACGACGAUGCCGAUCUGCAAACGGAACUGCUUGCUCCUGCUAUGCUGAUUAGCAGGAUUUUUGUAAAAUACAACAUCUUCCUGAUUAAAUGUUUGUUCUCCAACUCAGCUGCUUGCUUAAAUUAGAUACAUAGUGCACCAGAGGAGUAUUUGUGAUUACUUCGGGCAGGGAUACAUACAUGUGUUUUGGAGUUAGUAUUGUUUUAUGAGGCUAGGAGUUUGUCCUAUUGGAAAUUAAAGAGGCCGCGUGGAUAGUACAUUUGAGAGCAUCGCGGAGAGUAAAAGGCCUCCGGACGCAUGCAGUUCCACGGCAGUUUGAGAAACAGCUGUCCAGGAAAAACAGAGGAGCACACACACACGGGUUUCAGGCACCUUUUUUUUGUUCUUCUUUCUAUGUUCUGAUGUAUAGCAGUUCUUGUACAGGGUAUUAGCCCAGUUCAAUAAGAGUCGUUAUAUGGGGAAUGGUACACUGUAAUAGCUACAAAGUUAGUAUAAAGUUGGGUCAUCUAUUUAGGAACGGAGGGAGUACAAUAUAGUAUUUGUUUGAAAUAGUCAGUAAGGAUGUCCAGGCAUCAUUAUUUCCAUGGUCUUUAUGGACAGAAA